UCCAGCAGAGAAGUCUUAAGAAGCCAGGGUACUGGGACUCAAGCCCAAGGAGACUGUGGACUCAGAACUUGAUGGCACCCUGCUACAGAGAAACAGAAUGAAGCUGUGAACCCAAUCCCUCUCUCCUUCACAGAUGCUGAGGUGGUGUUAGGGGGGAAUUAUACUGCCCCAGGGCUCUGAACAGAGUGGACACUUGGCUGGAGUGCUGAAUGAGUGAAUGGGUCUCUGCUAAGCAGUCUGGCAAAUGUUUACAGAGUUGUCAGUAGCCACAGUCCAAACUCUGAGGCAAGAUGGAAAGUGCUGAGUUGGAAGGCUUAUCUGAGGUACAAGGGAACUUGAUACAAUUCAAAAAUAUGAUUGGGAAGCUCACAGGGAAGAAUGCAUUGAUUAACUAUGGCUUUUACGGUUGCCACUGUGGCUGGGGAGGCAAAGGAACCCCCAUGGAUGCUACUGACAGGUGCUGUUUGUUCCAUGACUGCUGCUAUUCAAAGCUGAGGAAGAAAGGCUGCAUCCCCAAAAUACAGACCUACAAAUAUGAGUACCAGGAUGGAUCCAUCACCUGUGGGUCUGGGAACUACUGUCAGAAGAAAAUCUGUGAGUGUGAUCGAAUAGUUGCCUCCUGUAUGAAGAAAAACCUGAAGACUUACAAUGUCAAGUAUCGCUACUUCAGAACUUCCCGGUGCUCAGAGGAUACACCUGAAUGCUGAGAGUUUCUUUUCCCCUUCCUCAGGAAGAACUGAUAAGAAGGAGCCUUGAAACUCCAAUGCCAAAGCCAUCACCCCCCAAUCCACAGCCUUUCACAUCUCCUUUUCUGAACACUAUUGCUUUGACAUCAGGACUCAAAUUAAUCAACAAACCUUUAGUAAUUGCUUACUCCGGGCCAAGCAUCUAAUGUAGUUAGCAUCCUCAAUUCCAGAGGGCUGAUGAUCAAAUCCAUCUCCCUUCUCUCAGGAGAGAGGUGGAAAGGGAGGGAUGUGGAAUCUGUACCUGUAGUCUGAUGCUGUUGGGACAUUUGGUUUGAUUUGUUUUGCACUUACUUACUUGUUAUGAGGAGAAGGGUAGUUGUUAGGAAGUGAUAUAAAAAAAAAACCUAUCAAUAAAAUGUU
Phascolarctos cinereus (koala) is the source of this 1106-nucleotide messenger RNA. Its product is annotated as acidic phospholipase A2 PLA-1-like. The record is from RefSeq and is a predicted model, not a curated record. Lineage: Eukaryota; Metazoa; Chordata; Mammalia; Diprotodontia; Phascolarctidae. Gene Ontology annotation, biological process: lipid catabolic process; arachidonate secretion; phospholipid metabolic process. Gene Ontology annotation, molecular function: calcium ion binding; phospholipid binding.